UUCUGUACGGGUAUCUGCUGUACCUUGGAGCUGGUGGGGCGCGAUGCCCCGUGUGAAGGGCCGGCUCAGGCCUGCGCCGCUCUGAGGUGGACAUGAGCUCGCAGCAGUUCCCCCGCUCGGGCGCGCCCCCCGCCGGCCUGGGACCAGCGCCGCCGCCCAUCCCCACUAGCGGCUCCGCCGGGCUCAUCGCCCCCGCCGCCCCAGUGAGCGAUGAAUCUAGUCGCGACUCAGAAGUUGCUCCUAGAGAGCACAUCGGCCCUGGUGGCUCUAUACAAUCUCGAGAAGAAAAGCAGGAACCAGUGGUGGUUCGGCCAUAUCCACAGGUUCAGAUGUUGACGCAGCACCACCCUGUCCAGUCUGGUGCCCCAGUGACAGUGACAGCACCACCAGCACAUUUGACUCCAGCUGUGCCACUUUCCUUUUCAGACGGGCUUAUGAAGCCUCCCUUGAAGCCUACCAUGCCCAGCCGGCCCAUUGCUCCUGCUCCGCCCUCUACUCUCUCUGCUCCCACAAAGGUUCCUGGGCAAGUUACUGUGACCAUGGAAAGCAACAUACCACAGGCUCCAACAAUUCCUGUGGCAACAAUCAGUGGGCAACAGGGGCAUCCUAGUAACUUGCAUCACAUCAUGGCUACCAAUGUGCAGAUGUCUAUCAUCAGAAGUAGUGCUCCUGGGCCUCCGCUACACAUUGGAGCUUCUCACCUACCCCGAGGUGCAGCGGCUGCUGCAGUGAUGUCCAGUUCUAAAGUAACUACAGUCCUGAGACCAGCUUCACAGUUGCCAAAUGCAGCUACAGCUCAGCCAGCAGUUCAGCACAUCAUUCAUCAGCCAAUCCAGUCUCGUCCUCCUGUGACAACUUCAAGCACUAUUCCUCCUGCUGUGGUGGCAACUGUCUCAGCCACAAGAGCUCAGUCCCCUGUUAUAACUACAACAGCAGCACAUGCUACAGAGUCAACCCUCAGUCGACCCACCCUGUCUAUCCAGCAGCACCCGCCUUCUGCAGCUAUUAGUAUCCAGCGGCCUGCACAGCCGAGGGAUACAGCUACUCGGAUUACACUACCAUCUCACCCAGCUAUAGGAACACAGAAGCCGCAGCUCCACACCAUGGCUCAGAAAACCAUUUUCAGUACUGGUACUCCAGUGGCAGCAGCAACAGUGGCACCUAUUUUGGCAACAAAUACCAUUGCUUCAGCAACCACAGCUGGUUCUGUGUCUCACACACAAGCGCCUACAAGCACCAUUGUCACCAUGACAAUGCCCUCCCAUUCUUCCCAUGCUACAGCUGUCACAACCUCAAACAUCCCAGUUGCUAAAGUGGUUCCUCAGCAAAUCACGCAUACUUCUCCCCGGAUCCAGUCUGAUUACACAGCAGAGAGGAGUAAUCUCAUACCCCUUUCUAGUCACCGGGCGUCUCCAAACCCAGUAGCAAUGGAAACCAGAAAUGACAACAGGCAGUCGGUGCCUGUCCAGUUCCAGUAUUUCUUACCAACAUACCCGCCUUCUGCCUAUCCUUUGACUGCACACACCUAUACCCCCAUCACCAGCUCAGUGUCCACAAUUCGCCAAUAUCCAGUUUCAGCCCAGGCGCCCAACUCGGCCAUCACGGCUCAGACUGGUGUCGGAGUGGCCUCCACUGUCCACCUCAACCCCAUGCAGCUGAUGACUGUAGACGCGUCUCAUGCCCGUCACAUCCAGGGCAUCCAGCCAGCACCCAUCAGCACACAGGGGAUCCAGCCAGCACCAAUCAGUGCCCAGGGCAUUCAGCCAGCACCAGUUGGGACCCAAGGACUCCACCCCGCCACGCCAAUUGGCACGCAGGGACUGCAGCCAGCACCAAUCAGUGCUCAGCAGCCACAAGCUGACACGAAGACUUCGGCAGUAGUCUUGGCAGAUGGAGCCACCAUUGUAGCCAAUCCUAUUAGCAACACAUUCAACACGGCUUCUGCAGCAACUACAGUUGUGCAAACCCACAGCCAGAGUGCCAGUGCCAGUGCGCCAGCCCAGGGCUCUUCCCCGCGCCCAAGCAUCCUCCGGAAGAAACCAACCACAGAUGGGCUGGCAGUCCGGAAAAGCUUAAUUCCACCUCAGCCACCUGAAGUAGCUAGCACACGUGUCGAGAGUACUAUGCGAAGCACAUCUGGAUCACCGAGGCCUGCUGGUGCCAAGUCCAAACCUGAAAUUCAUGUGUCCAUGGCCACUCCAGUCACUGUGUCUAUGGAGGCAGUGUCUAAUCAAGGCAGUGAGCAGCCCACCAUUGCGGUCCCCCCUACCUCCCAGCAGCCCCCCUCUGCCAUUCCAACAAUCAUCGCAGCAGCCAGUCCCACUUCGCAGCCUGCAGCAGCGCUGUCCACCAUUCCAGGAGCUGUCCCGGCUGCUCCACCAACUUCUACCACAAUUGUGGCAGCACCCGCUCCUCCAUCAACCAUGAGCGGUGCCCUGUCAGCAGUGCUGGGUCCUGCAGUACCGGAGAUAAAAAUCAAAGAGGAAUUGGAACCUAUGGACAUAAUGCGACCAGUAUCUGCAGUCCCUCCUUUGGCAACAAGUACUGUGUCUCCAUCUUUGGCAUUGCUGGCCAACAACCUUUCAAUGCCUCCAAGUGAUUUGCCACCUGGUGCCUCCCCGAGGAAGAAACCCCGUAAGCAGCAGCAUGUCAUCUCCACAGAGGAAGGGGACAUGAUGGAAACAAACAGCACUGAUGAUGAGAAAUCCACCGCCAAAAGUUUGCUGGUGAAGGCAGAGAAGCGAAAGUCUCCUCCAAAGGAGUAUAUAGAUGAAGAAGGUGUACGAUACGUCCCUGUGCGUCCAAGGCCGCCUAUCACAUUGCUGCGUCAUUAUCGCAAUCCUUGGAAAGCUGCUUACCACCACUUUCAGAGAUACAGUGAUGUCCGGGUAAAAGAAGAGAAGAAGGCUAUGCUACAGGAGAUCGCCAAUCAGAAGGGUGUAUCCUGUCGUGCACAAGGGUGGAAGGUCCAUCUCUGUGCGGCACAGCUACUACAGCUGACGAACCUGGAGCAUGACGUGUACGAGAGACUGACUGCCCUGCAGGAGGGACUCAUUCCUAAGAAAAAGGCAGCAACCGAUGAUGACUUGCAUCGAAUCAAUGAACUGAUACAGGGGAAUAUGCAGAGGUGUAAACUUGUGAUGGAUCAAAUCAAUGAGGCUCGAGACUCCAUGCUAAAGGUCUUGGAUCACAAAGAUCGUGUUUUGAAGCUUCUAAACAAGAAUGGAACUGUCAAGAAAGUGUCCAAAUUAAAGCGAAAGGAGAAGGUCUAAAGCCCAAAUAAUGACUCUGGAAACGGAGAAUGUGUACAGAAUGGAGUUGAACCUUUUUGUAGUUUGGGUUUAUUUUUAAGCAGAGCAUCUGAAUAAAAAGGAUAAGUUUAGGGAACAGAUGGCAACAGAUGGACAUUUGAAGCCUGGUGACCUGAAGGGAUUGUCACUGAUCUGUCAUAAUGAACAAAGGUUUCUCUCGGGCUCAUCCCUUUUUGAAGUCUUUCCAGUCCCAUUUGUUUAACCCUCCUGAUGUGUCAGUGCCUACUAAUUGGAACUAGUGAAGCAGUGUGCAGCGGACAGUGCUCUCCUGUUCUGCAGCUUAGGGGUAAAUGUACAGAAGGUGUAUAUACACCUGUAAUGCAGGGGACACAGGGAGGCUGACAUACAGGUAUCGACCCAGACAGCAACCAUGCUUCAAAGCAUUGAGAAUGACACCACUUUCAGUUACCCCAUUCAGUUCUUGUUCUUCUGACCUUCCAGUGUCUGAAGUAGCCUUCUUAAAUCAGUGCCACUGCACUAGGAGAUCUGCCACAUCCAGAAUCUCCAAUGGCUCAGAAGUCCUAGCUCUCAAGUUAAAAAAAAAAAAAAAAAAAGGAAAAAAGGGGGUGGGGGGAAAUAAUUUCAAACUGAUUUUUGUAGUGUCUCUGUGUGUGUGUGUGUACGUGUCUAUGUUGGUGCUCUGGGAUACUUGUUUUGAAGUACCUCUUGCAACAGAGGACUUCCUGUAGCUGGUGUAAUGUUAAUUGUA
Molecule: messenger RNA, 4020 nt
Organism: Haliaeetus leucocephalus (bald eagle)
Lineage: Eukaryota; Metazoa; Chordata; Aves; Accipitriformes; Accipitridae
Gene: SAP130
Product: Sin3A-associated protein, 130kDa
Exons: 21
Coding region: 93-3272 (1059 amino acids)
Biological process (GO): negative regulation of transcription by RNA polymerase II
Cellular component (GO): Sin3-type complex
Source: RefSeq, a predicted model, not a curated record